This is a messenger RNA of Didymodactylos carnosus, 1548 nucleotides long. NCBI's taxonomy places the organism in Eukaryota, Metazoa, Rotifera, Eurotatoria, Philodinida, Philodinidae. The record is from the annotation of a GenBank genome assembly.
AUGGCUAAAUGCCUUGAAUUACAAUUUGUGUACGUCACAAUGGUGCUAGGGGAUUUCUUUAAGGCAAAUCGUAUCGAUAUAUACUUAAAUCAUCGUCGACGUUCAAUUAUUAAAGAAUUUUGUCUUUCAACAUCAACACAUGGUUUGCCAGGCGUUGCGCGGGCUUACUCAUGGAAAAAUUUUUUCUUCUGGCUAGUAUCGUUCCUAUGUUUCACUGGGAUUAUGAUCUAUUUUAUUGUGAAGUUAAUUUUAGCCUAUUUUCAAUAUCCAACACAGACAAAUGUUGGUUUACUGCUGCAAUGGCCACAAUAUUUUCCUGCAUAUACAGUUUGUAAUGCCUGUCCAUAUCGGUCCGAUUUACUCAUUAAUGAUUUGAUUAAUUAUACAAAUUCAAAAGGGUAUACAGAUACAAAUGAUACAAAUACAAUUACGUCCAUUCAAGCUUCUCAUAUUCAAGAAUUUAUCAUUGAUAUAAUCAAUUCAAAUGCAUCAAUCGAUAAUUAUGGCUUUUCUCUAUCCGAUAUGUUAAUAAAAUGUAUAUACAAUAAUAUACCAUGUUCUGCAUCUGAUUUUAUACAAUUUUCUUCGCCAAACUACGGAAUGUGUUAUACCUUCAAUGCUAAAGCUGUAAAUCAAUCCGCAGUACGUUAUACAAGUUACAAUGGUGAGCGAGGAGUUCUAGAUUUAGAAUUUUAUAUUCAUGAAAAUGUUUAUGUGCCAUAUAUAGUAGAAGGUACUGGUUUAGUAUCAAUGCUUCAUGAUAAUGUACAGGUACCUCAAAUAGAAAUCGAAGGUAAAGCUUUGGAACCUGGUAGGAAGCACCUAUUAACUUAUACGAAACGACAGGUAACAUUUUUGCCCGCGCCAUAUACAUCCUGCACUCAAGCUAUAUCACCUCAGAUGGAAGCAGUAUUUGCGUCUUAUAAUGGAGCAGAAUAUGAAUAUUCACAGCAGCUUUGCUACACGUUAUGUUUACAAGCAUUCACAUAUGCGGUUUGUGGAUGUGCUUCUCCUCUAUUUUGGAAUGUACGUAGUGUAGUUCUGCCGGGAACUAACAAUCUAAUAACUGCACCAUUAUGUAGUCCAAAUGAUAUAUGUUAUUCACAAGCCUCAAUAACUAUAACGUCAAACGAGACUCUCAUCAACCAAUAUUGUUCAUUGUGUAGCACAGAAUGUUUUCAAAGAAUAUUUAUUGCAGUACCAUCGGCAUUUAAAAGUCCGCGUAUGUGGGUAAAAAACAGAAUUCGUCAAUUUGUUGAAGAACGAAGUAACAUUUCAGUGACAUCACGACCGAUAGCAUUACCAGCAGACUGGAGUACAAAAUGGAGUGAUUAUAUUGAUAAUAAUUAUGUUGCGGUACAAGUUGUUCGAGGAUCUUUCACUGUUGAUUUCUAUGCACAAAGUGCUACAUUAUCAUGGGUAGAUCUUCUAUCUAAUGUUGGCGGUCAAACAGGACUAUGGAUUGGUAUGUCGUUUCUUUCCUUAUUUGAACUUCUCGAAACAUUUUAUCGUCUUAUUCGUCGGCAAUUUCAUAACCAGAACUCAUAA